UAAGAAAAAACAAGGCGUAUUCUGUGGCCGUGCCGAGCCGGUCGGGUGUCGGUGCACACCCCAAGGAUACGGGUACUGUGCGCGUACCACAUUACGUACGACGAUUCGAGAACGUUGGUGACGCGUCAGAGAUUAACGUUUCCCGUUUGUCACGCCAUCAGACCUGAAGCAGAAAGUGUGUACGAUUGCUGCGCCUCCCGUUGGAUUCCAAGUGAAGCCAAGCACGUGGCAGCGACCGUGGUGUGCAGUGGUGCGGCGAGCGAAGGGCUCGCGGUGUGUGUGAACGUGCUUUUGGUCAAUUCGUCGUCUUCCUCGCCGCUUACAACAGCCGGGGAUUCUAUUUUCCACUGACCCGGUGUCCAGUGGCUUGGGUUUUCCGCCCUAGCCAUGGAGCCGGCAGCACCAGCAGUGGCAGCCGCCACAGCAGCCAAUGGGGUAGGCAGCAGUGGAGGGGCCUCGACCGACUCCAUCCGGACUCUGGACUCGGUUUCCGAACUCUUCCGGCUGCUCGAGCAAUGGGAGUCCCAGAAUGGGACUGGAGCUGACCCAAUCCCUGUGCUCACGAGCAUCGCAGAGCUCGUCGAGAAAGAGACCGAGGCAUACCUCAAGAUGGAUCCGGACCCAUUCGAUGACCGGCAUCCGAGCCGUGCCCACCCUGACUGUACCCUAGGCCAUCUACUCAAAGCGCUCUUCAAGAACGACGAAUUCAUGAACAAGUUGGUGAACAAUUAUGUGCUCAGCCGUGAGGGCGGUAACCUAAGCACCAUCGCCUGUCGUCUUCUCCUGGACAUCCUGCCGGGGCUGGAGACAUCCGUCGUGUUCCAGGACACGGAAGGGCUGGUGAGCCGGCUUCUCCAGUGGGCUGAGUCGGAGAGCACGCCCCCGCUACUGCAUGCAUACGCCACGGGCCUGCUGGCAGCUGCCAUGGAGGUGCAGGACAUUGCGGCCAACUACCGGGAGGCCAACGCCCGCCUGGUGCCGGCUAUGCUGCGGCGGCUCUGGGAGCUCGCACAGGUGACCCCCGAAGAAGUCGUGUGCCGCCCGCCGGAGCGGCCCUUCUGCCACCUCAACGGCGCAGCCACAGAUGGCCCGCUGUCCACGCCACAGCAGGCGACGGCGUUGCAGCAGCAGCAGGGGCCGCCACACAAGAGCCCCUCGGAGACACCCCUGAUCAGCGAGUGUUCCAACAGCAGCUGGGCCGAGCUGGAGCCCCUCAUGAUCGGCUCGCAACAGGUGUUUCCCCUGACAGUGGAAAUGCAGCAGCGGCUGAUCCUUCAGUACCUGACCCCACUGGGCGAGUACCAGGAACUGCUGGGGGCCGUGCUGGAGGCCAAGACGCUGCACCUGCUGCUGCACUACGCCAACCUCAAGGAGAACCGCGACGUCCGGCUGGCCUUCGAGGCGCUCAAGUACCUGGCUGCCUUGCUGUGCCACAAAAAAUUUGCCCUGGAGUUCAUCGCCGUGGGAGGCCUGCAGCGUCUGCUGGAGGUGCAUAGGCCGUCGGUGGCCGCGACAGGUGUUUCUAUCUGCCUGUACUACCUGGCCUACUCCGAGGAUGCCAUGGAAAGGGUUUGCAUGCUUCCACAGUCGGUCCUGGCUGACUUGGUUGCGUAUGCCCUGUGGCUAUUGGAGCGGUCCCAUGAUUCCAGCCGUUGUCACGCGACAAUGUUCUUUGGCCUGGCAUUCCCCUUCCGGUCACUGCUGGAGCUGUUCGACCAGCAGGACGGGCUACGCAAGCUCCUCAACGUCAUGAGCACCCUCGACGUCUUCGUCCGCGGCAGCAGUAACGACUCGGCGUCUCCUUCGGAUGACCAAGUGUUCGCCAGCCGCCAGACGGCGCGGCACGUCUGCGCGGCCCUCAAACGCUACUUCGAAGCACACCUGGCGCACAAGGCAGACCACCUGCGGAGGUCACAUGCUCGCAACGCUACCGCCAGUUCCAGCGGCGUCAGCGUGAGCUUGUCGUCUUCCCCUCCACCUUCGCAGUCUGCCUCCACGACGACUCCUUCUGCGUCAAGGAGCCACGAGCCGUGGUCAUCAUCUGGCGCCACCGCCGCGACGGCGUCAACAGUGGUGUCGGCAAUGCCCGGCUACCGGUGCAGGGCGUCGCGCUUCACGAUCGAGGCGGUGUCGGAGAACAUGUGGACGCUGUUGGAGCUGCUGCCCGCGCGGGCGCGAUGGACCCCCGUCGAAGACCUGGUGCGGUUGGGCGGGGUGUCUCUGCUGCUGCAGACGGUGGCGCUCUCCUAUGACUGGAACCACUCGGGCAAGGCGGACACGGUGCGCGCCGCCCUCGACGUGCUCGCCGUCUGCUCGGUGGUGCCCCGGGCCCAGAUCGCCCUGUGCCAGAACGUGGCCCUGCCUUCGGGGCAGGUCCGAUCUGCUGCCGGCAUGAGUGUUAUAUUAGCUGCAGCUGAUGGGGAAAUUGUUGCUGACCCCGAUGUCCAGAGGUCGGCCCUGAAUGUCGUCAUCAACUGUGUCUGUGGGCCCAUGUCGAGGUUAGGAGGCAGCGUCGGACGAGUUGUGUCGGGCAGCGUGCGGAAGCGGGCUGCAGUCAAGAGUGGCGAGGACUUGCUGAGCAAGAUGUGGAACUGCGUCCGGGCCAACAACGGCAUCAUGGUGUUGCUGAAUCUGCUGACUGUAAAGAGCCCCAUCACUGACGCGGAUUCCAUGCGUGCCCUCGCUUGUAAAGCACUGUGUGGCUUGGCACGCUGUAGCACAGUGAAACAAAUCAUCAGCAAACUCCCACUAUUCACCAGUGGCCAGCUUCAAGUGCUCAUGCGAGAGCCUGUCCUCCAAGACAAGCGGCAGGAGCAUGCCAAGUUCUGCACCUCGUGCAUCGAACUGGUGGAGAGGGUGACCGGGGCACCCCUGAGCCCUGGGAUGGAGUCGUCAUUGGCCAAGAUCAACAAGUCCGAGGUGGUGGCACAGACAAAGAUCAGCUACCGCGAGAAGGACCUCCUGCAGCUCAUAUACCAGCACCUCCAGGCCAAAGGUUUGACGGACACUGCGGCCUUGCUGCAAAAAGAGGCGGGACUACCUGCACGGCCCACGUGUGGUAGCUCGGCUCAGCCCCAGUGGUCGGCCAACACUGUCUGCACCCCACGAACAGUCCGGCCAUUACGGUCGGGAUCAUUGGGUUCUGCCUCCCUGACGCCCAACUCGUCGGCGGAGAAGGUUCCAUCGGUGACCUGUCUGAAUAGGAACGGUGCCGUGACCCCAAUCCGCGGGGACUCGAGCCUCGGCCCUCGGCAGCUGCAGAACCACGUGAUGACGCCCGCCCCCUCGCCGUCGAUGCCGGCACUCCAGAAGCGCAGUGGCACGUACCAGCCGUCGCCAGUGCUCAAGCGGCUGUCGUACACGUCGACGGGAUCCACCAUGCCCACCUCGCACCCGCCGCACUCGCUGUCGCUGGACAUGAUCGUCAAGGAGUACCUCCGGAACCAGCACGCCCUAUGCAAGAACCCUGUGGUGGCCUGCCCUCCCUUUGAGCUGUUUGUGCCACACCGGUGUCCAGAACCGCAGUACCGGAAUGCUGCACCCACGAGCAUGGCGGCCAGGCUGCAGCGCUGCCAGGUGUUUCCCCCGGUCGGCGGAUUCGACGGUGCCAAGCUUCACCGCAAGUUUGUGUACAGUCGGUUUCGUUCGGUGCGGACCUUCCGAGACCCUGAUGGCACAAGCAGCUACUCUUGCUGUGCGUUUUCAGCUGGCUCCCAGUAUCUGUUCCUUGGCACCCUGGUCGGGGAACUGCACGUCUACAAUCUCUACACAGGCCUGGAGGAAGCAACUUACUCAUGCCACGAAUCGGAACUCACACAUUGCCAGCCAUCAAAGGACGGGAAAUUCUUGCUCACUUCAUCAGCGUGGCGGAGACCACUGUCAUCAUUGUGGAGCUUCACAGAUGUCUUCGACCAGAAGCUUACGUUUGACGACGACUACUAUGUGGAGUUCGGCAAGCAGUCGCUGGACCGGGUGCUGGGCACGAGGCACGAGACGGCCCACAUCUACGACACGUCCACGGGGGCCCUGCUCUCGACGCUGCGCGACGCCGACCUGUCGAACCACUACACUCGCAACCGGGCCACCUUCAACCCAACCGACGAGCUGGUGCUCUCGGAUGGCGUGCUCUGGGACGUGCGCUCGGUGUCGCCCCUGCACAAGUUCGACAAGUUCAACCCCCACGUCAACGGUGUCUUCCACCCCAAUGGACUUGAGGUGAUUUCGAACUCUGAAGUGUGGGACUUGCGGACUUUCCGGCUCCUGCACACGGUGCCGGCUCUAGACCAGUGCCAGGUGACCUUCAACGGUGCCGGCGAUGUGUUGUAUGGCGCUGUGCUCACCGAGGACGAUGACGACUCGGCACGACUUUUUAGCUCUUCAUUCAGAACCUUCCAUGCGUCGGACUACUCCUCCAUAGCAACAAUCGACAUCAAGCGCAACAUCUACGAUCUCAAGCCUGAUGAGUCGGAUUAUUUCCUAGCUGUUGUGGAGAACCAGGGCACCAGGGAUGCCACGAUGAGCAGCUCGGAGAGCAUCUGUCGUCUCUACGAGGUUGGUCGGCAACGAGAGGAGGACGACGACGAGGAUGCAGAUGACGACGAGUCUGACAAUAUGGGUGAAGAGGACACUGAUGAGGACGACGACGACGACUCCGGUGAAGAUGAAGACGUGGAAGACAUGGAAGCCGACGAGCAUGAUAACGAAGAUGACGAUGGUGAUGAUGUGGCGUUCAGCCUCUCGGACGUGAGCGAGGAUGGACCCAAUGAUUCGGACGAUUCGGAUGAUUCGGACGAAGACCAGGUACUUUUUGCGCUGAACGAAAUCUGAGCUUGGAAGUGCCGCAAGUCAUGGCCGCAGCUGCAAACCCGGUGUUUCGCGGAGUGUGAAGAGAAGAGAGAGAGAGAAAAAGAAAACUGUCUUUUAAUUUAUAUAGAUUUGUAAGAUACUACAACGUGACUACGGCUGACUGGCAGAGAGGACAGUCUGCUCACUGUGAUUGAUAUCUCUUCCCAUCUUUUUGUAAUGCAAGAUUACGAGCUGUGGUGAUGGACCGUCAGUGUGCGGCAACACGCUCGUGUUUUUCUUGUGACGCGUCGACAGGACUCGGCGUCCGACCUAUGCCGUGAUGUUCAUGUCUGCGCAAGUACCGAAGACAAGAUUUGUUUCAUUCUCCUCUA
Molecule: messenger RNA, 5177 nt
Organism: Dermacentor albipictus
Lineage: Eukaryota; Metazoa; Arthropoda; Arachnida; Ixodida; Ixodidae
Gene: mahj
Product: LisH and WD40 domain-containing protein mahjong
Biological process (GO): protein ubiquitination
Cellular component (GO): nucleus; Cul4-RING E3 ubiquitin ligase complex
Molecular function (GO): protein binding
Source: RefSeq, a predicted model, not a curated record